CCCAGCCUCCGCACCGAGAGAGAGAACUGGUGACGCUAGUUGCUUUGGAUCAAGAGGCUAUCUAGAUCGGAGGAGACCAACCCAUGGCACGCAUGCCGCAUGUGGGUUAUUUUGAAUUCUGAUCCUGUCCUCCAAAGCACUUUCGGCUCUUCCUGAAAAUCUGUCAUCCGCAUACUUUAUGAGCGUGCUCUCUAUUUCAUCACCUGCCUUGUUAAUGAAAACGUUGACUAGACCCAGGUGCAGGACAGACCCCUGUAGGCCUGUACUUGAUAAGAUGUCUCAUUUUGAAAGUGGAAAGGGACCAGAAUGAUGAUGAGGUCUGCCCCAUUCACACAGGAGAUAGAAACAUUGUACACCUAGUACCACAGAAAUGAUCAAUACAGCCUCUGAUGGUGUCAACUCUAGCAAUGAUAGUAGACACCACGAAAUCUUACCAUUGCACCACUCACCGAGAUACCAAAAAUACGUGCAUCACUUCUGAAGAUAUUAAACACUGGCGAUUUCCCAAGCAUCCUUGCAGGCACGCCACUUUUGAACUGGGAGCUACGUGGAUCCAUGGUUCGCAUGGAAACCCAGUCUAUCAUCUAGCAGAAGAUAAUGGCUUACUUGAAGAAACUACUGAUGGCGAGAGAAGCGUUGGCCGCAUCAGUCUCUACUCCAAGAAUGGGGUGGCUUAUCAUCUUACCAACAACGGGCAAAGGAUCCCGAAAGAUGUGGUUGAAGAAUUCAGUGAUUUAUACAACGAGGUCUAUAACCUGACUCAAGAGUUCUUCCAACGUGGUAAACCAGUCAAUGCUGAGAGCCAGAACAGUGUGGGCGUCUUCACACGGAGUGUCGUGCGCAAGCGCAUCAAGGCCGAUCCAGAUGACUCGGAGGCCAUCAAGAAGCUCAAGCUAGCAAUGAUUCAGCAAUAUCUUAAGGUGGAGAGCUGCGAGAGCAGUUCCCAUAGCAUGGAUGAGGUCUCGCUCAGUGAAUUCGGAGAAUGGACCGAAAUCCCUGGUGCCCAUCACAUCAUUCCUUGUGGCUUUAUUAAGAUUGUGGAGAUCCUGGUCCGGUCGAUCCCGGAAUCUGUUACCCAGCUCCGCAAGCCAGUCAAGUGCAUCCACUGGAACCAGUCUGUCAGCAAGGAGAUCGAGCGCGUGGCCGACCACAACAGCGACAGCACCGAGGAGGACAAGGGCUGCAACGUCUUUGUGGAGUGCGAGGACUGUGAGUUCAUCCCAGCCGACCACGUCAUUGUGACAGUAUCUCUGGGGGUCCUGAAGAAGCACCACAAGAGCAUGUUUCACCCCCGUCUGCCUGAGGAGAAAGUGAUGGCCAUUGAGAAACUGGGCAUCAGCACCACCGACAAGAUCUUCUUAGAGUUCGAAGAGCCCUUCUGGAGUCCCGAGUGCAACAGCAUCCAGUUUGUCUGGGAGGACGAGGCGGAGAGCGAGAGCUUGACCUACCCAGAGGAGCUGUGGUAUAAGAAGAUCUGCAGCUUUGAUGUCCUGUACCCACCGGAGCGGUAUGGCCAUGUGCUGAGCGGCUGGAUCUGUGGAGAGGAGGCUCUGAUCAUGGAGAAGUAUGAUGAUGAAACUGUAGCGGAAACCUGCACUGAGAUGCUGCGUAAAUUUACAGGUUUUGACCCAGGGAAUCCAAACAUUCCGAAACCUCGCCGGAUCCUGCGGUCCUCAUGGGGCAGCAAUCCCCGCUUCCGUGGAUCCUAUUCAUAUACCCAAGUUGGGUCUAGUGGGGUUGACGUGGAGAAACUUGCCAAGCCACUGCCUUAUACUGAAAGCUCCAAGACUACUCCUAUGCAGGUGAUGUUUUCGGGGGAGGCCACUCACAGGAAGUAUUAUUCCACUACCCAUGGUGCUCUGCUUUCUGGCCAGAGAGAGGCUGCUCACCUCAUUGAAAUGUACCAAGACCUCUUAACCUGCAGGAACUGAACGACCUAAUCUCUGAGAAGAACCACUAACUCGUGAUUCCUUUUACAGUUGUGCGUAGGGUUUUUUAAGUAACGGUAGAACCAUUUUUAUCUUUUUAUAAAAGCCCUAACUGUUUUAAGAGUUAGUAUCUGUAGCUUAUUUCCGUGUACUGUAUUGUUAACAGGGAAGGGUGCUCUUUCUGUACGGUAAACUGUUUUUUGUCAUUUGAAUUCUAAUUGCACUUUCAGUGCCUCUCUUUUUUUUUUUCUUUCUGUAUUGUAAGUGCCUUCUAUACUAAAAUAAAUGUUGUAAUACAAGUACCCGUGUGGUGGU
Alligator sinensis (Chinese alligator) is the source of this 2243-nucleotide messenger RNA. RefSeq names its product spermine oxidase (gene SMOX). Lineage: Eukaryota; Metazoa; Chordata; Crocodylia; Alligatoridae. Gene Ontology annotation, molecular function: polyamine oxidase activity. Bases 390 to 1931 code for a protein of 513 amino acids. The transcript has 10 exons. The record is from RefSeq and is a predicted model, not a curated record.